AUGCCCCUGCCAAACACUCUCUGGGUCAGAAUCCUCAUCGUUAUCGUCGCCACUGUCUUUCUCGCUACGCUCUUUCGUCAAGCAAGAUUCGGGAACUGGAAAUCCCUCACAAUCAACUUCAAAAAGAACUCAGCACGACCUACAGCUUCAAUAGAACGUUAUCGCGAAUCACCCCCAUCUCUCGAGGCGCAUUUUGUGCCACCUGACUUGGAACGUCAAGACUACCGAGAAUGGAACGCCCGUACUUUGAGAGAUCUUCACUCGUGCAUUGCCUUAGAUAAUUGUGGGCCCAACCAGCGCAAGGUUGCCCUAUUGGCGGCUCAUUGGUUUCAGCAAGCUGUAGUGGAAGGCUUCAAAGGAGGAAAUGGAAUAUGGGGGAUAUCUGUGUACAAAAACCUCCGAAGGCUGGGCUACACGACACUUUUCGCGACUAGCUUUGGUAGGACACGUUAUUAUGUCUUCCAAGACCAUUCUCUCAUGUCGUUGGCAGAGGAAGCUCUCUUCCAGUAUCGAAUGUUUCCCGACCUUGUAAAAGUCGUUAUCCGAAACAUGGCUGGGGAGUGCCACAAAGACCCUCAAUGUGUUAAAAGUCCAUCGAAUCCUACAGGAAUCCCGGCCUGGAAAAUCUUUGACUUUGAAUUCUUCGCAUCGCAUGGCCACCACAGAGGAGCUUCUCUCCUGAAGGGUAAAUGGAUUCUCUCCGCAAAUCCGGACGAUCUCCACCAUCCGCACUUCAGGCAACCACCUAACCCUACCCUCUUAGGGUAG
Messenger RNA from Laccaria bicolor S238N-H82, 768 nucleotides. RefSeq lists its product as uncharacterized. NCBI's taxonomy places the organism in Eukaryota, Fungi, Basidiomycota, Agaricomycetes, Agaricales, Hydnangiaceae. Bases 1 to 768 code for a protein of 255 amino acids. The record is from RefSeq and is a predicted model, not a curated record. The transcript has 5 exons.